AUGUCUGGAUAAAGGAAUACUGAGUUAAGCAUGAGUAGAGAAUCUGUUCGGAUAAAAACUGAGAAAUUUACCUUCAGUAAAUUUGGAUUGAUCUCAAUCGAAGCAAAUGAAAUAAAGUAAAUUGAUUAGCCUCUUCAUGAUAGCUAUAAUAACCUUCUCUUAAAAUCGCUUUAAAAAAGUUACUAAAGGUAUUCUAUGAGUGGAGGUGAUAUGGGUAUAACAGGGGAUUAUGCAAUCGAUUACGAUCAACUUCAGAGAAAAAUAAAUUUCUCAGUCUUUUAUGAAUUGAAUAAGAAUAAAGGGAGAGCAAUAACUGAAUAUCAAAAGAAUAGUUCUUAGCAAAUUUAAUUUUAACAAUCAGUGAAAGAUAGCAAUAGAAGUUCUGCUCAUACAUCUAUCAAUCUUUAAAAGCAUAUCUAAAUAUAAUAGAUUGAAAGUUUUUCCAAAGAUUAAAGUUCUCCUGUAGAUUCUGAUUCUUCUGACGAUCUUUACUUUAAUGACAGGAUGGAUGGAAUUUCUGAUAAUUUACCAAAUAGAAAUAGAAUUCCGAAUGGAUCACCUAAUCCCCACUUCAAAAAAUAAAUACCCAUCAAAGAUAUAUCACCAGAAUAGGUCAGACACCAAAGUACAUUUGUCCAUGGCAGUACAGCUCACAAUACAGUUAACAACACAAGAUUUUCAUCAAUUAUAAGUGAAGGAAUUCAUCCAGAUUAGAGAGAAACAGUCAAAUUGAAGGCAUCUCCCUUUAAUAUGUCAAAGAAUAACUAUAGACCUCCACUAAGAGAAACUCAUUAAGUAGACUUAUAAAAAUCUGUAAUGGGAGUCACAUUCAGUGAGAUUAGAAAAUCUAGCUUGAGAAAAAGCAUUCUGAUGAAUGGAAAUUCCUUGCCACUCUAAAUUCAGUAAAUGCCAACUAAGAUCGACGUUCGUAUAUUCGAGGAAUUUUUUAUAAUUGGGAUUGAUAAAGAGAAAGUAACUCCUUAAUAAUUAUAGCAAGAAACGCCUCUUGAACCUUAAAAUCUGUACAUGUUUAAUUAAGAGGUAAAUAAAACAUUAUGCUAGAGAAGAAUGGUAGUCAAGGACUUUUGCUUCCCCAAUGGAAUUUAGAUCGCAAAAUUAAUUGAUAAUGGAAGAGCAGAGAAAAUUCUUUACACCCAAUCAAGCAUCCGAGAAAAUUGCUUCGUCUUUACCCUUUAGUCUUAAGAUAUGGACAAUUAUGAUCCAUUGAUAAAAGAAGAUCAUUUCUACUGCAUGUGUUUAAUAUUUGAGGAUAUCGUAGAAGGAGCGCCUCAUUAGUAUUACACUGCUUAAAAAGCAUAUUGCAUUAUGAGUUAAUUUAGGUUUUUUGACUUACAUUUAUCUGUCCUAAACACUAUCACCAACUUAUAUAAAAAUGAAAGAUUCGCUCAAUUAAAUAAGAUGACUUCCAAUAAGAUAUUAAAUCACUUACAGAAUGAAAUUCAGAUUUUGAUUAAGUUUCCACUUGUAUUGCCAGAAUUAAUAGAGUUUCUCAACACCUAUUAUGAAACUGAUCCAAUGAAAGAAGAAAUAAGGCUUCUUAAUAAAACAAUUGGGUAUUCAAUAACUUAUAAGAUACCAUAGAGCUUAAAAAUUCAAUAGUAAUCAGAUAUCAUUUGGUACGCAUCGAUGUUUUUAUCAGCAUUAAAUGCUUAGCAGUUUAUUGAAAUACUAUGUGCGAUGAUGCUUGAAAAAUCAGUGAUUUUUGUUUCUGAUAACCUACCUCUUUUAUCAUCAGCAGUUUUAGGCAUGCAAUGCUUCUUGAAUCCUUUUAAAUGGUGUCAUGUGUGCAUUCCUAUACUUCCAAAGUCUCUGCUAGAUAUGAUUGAAGCCCCUAUGCCAUAUAUUUUGGGAUUAUUGAGGAGUCAUGUUAAAUAUGUGCCAAGUAUGAAUGAAGAUGGAAGCUAUAAUCUAGGUUAAUAUGAUUGUGAUUUGUUCUAAGAGAGACUUGUAGUAAUGAUAGAUGAUGAUAAUAAAUCUGUAGCUUUAUGUUAAGAUAAGCUAGAUCUUCCUAAGCCUGAUUUUAAAGAAUUAGAGGAGAAGAUGUUAGAACCUUUUUCUAUUUUAAAUAAUUCAGUCAACUAUAUAUUCAAUCCCAAUGAAAGAUAGAAAAAAGCCUUAAAAGACAUUCAAGAUUACGUACUAAUAGCUUUAAAAGAUCAUAUAGCAGACAAUUUACCAUAGAAAGUGCUUUAAAAAUAGUAAAAGUAAAAUGAUCCAAAGCAUUUAGCAACCUUAAUUCUGAAAAAUAGUAGGCCAAAAGAUGUAAGAUUUAUGGAGUAGUUUGUCAAUAGCCAGAUGCUUAUACAUUAUCUCGAGCAAUAAUAUUGUGUUUGA
Messenger RNA from Stylonychia lemnae, 2355 nucleotides. The record is from the annotation of a GenBank genome assembly. NCBI's taxonomy places the organism in Eukaryota, Ciliophora, Spirotrichea, Sporadotrichida, Oxytrichidae.